AUGAUGGCGCCUGUGAUCACGUCCCUAUUGGACACAGACUUGUACAAGUUGUCCAUGCAAGCGGCCGUUUUUCAGCAUUUUAAGGACGUGCCCGUGAAGUACAAGUACACAAAUCGGACUCCCCAGAUGGUGUUGAACAAGGAGGCUAUAGACUGGUUGAAGGAUCAAAUCUCUCUUCUUAGAGAAUUAAGAUUCACUGGAGACGAAUUGGCGUAUAUGUCCGAAAAAAUCCCCAUGCUUCCCAAAGAUUACAUUGGUGCAUUGAAGACGUUCAAGUUGGAGCCCUCAAAGCAGGUCUUUUAUGGUAAUGAUAAGGACAAUUUUCAAAAUUUCGAGUUGACCGUUGAAGGGACGUGGUAUGAGACCAUUUUGUAUGAAAUUCCCAUCUUGGCCCUCGUCUCAGAGGCGUACUUCAAGUUCGUGGAUACGGAUUGGGACUACGAGGGCCAGGAGGCGCUUGCUGCUGAAAAGGGCAAGGAGCUUUUAGGGCACGGUUGCGUUUUCAGUGAGUUUGGAACAAGAAGGAGAAGGUCGUUCAAGACUCAGGAUAUUGUUGUCGACUCUCUCUGUAAAGUGGCAAAGGAGUCACCGAACGGUGAGCUCUUUUCGGGAACACUGAACGUGCACUUGGCUAAAAAGUAUGGCAUUCCUCCAAUUGGAACAGUUGCUCAUGAGUGGUUCAUGGGUGUCGCUUCUAUCACUCAAGACUAUGUGAAUGCUAAUAAAGUCGGUAUGGACUAUUGGAUCAAGACAUUCCCGAAUUCCGCCGGCCUCGCACUUACUGAUACCUUUGGCACCGAAUCAUACUUGAAGGUUUUCAAGAAACCAUACACAGACCUUUACGCUGGCGUCAGACAGGACUCUGGAGACCCAGAGUUGUAUGCUGAGAAGAUUGCACAGCACUUUGAGGAAUUGGGUUAUCCUAAAAAUUCCAAAGUAAUUUGCUUUUCAGACUCUUUGAAUAUAGAAAAGUGCAGGCGUUACAAAGCCAAGGGAGAGUCGGUGGGGCUUAAGGUUAUCUUUGGUAUCGGUACUUUCUUCACCAACGAUUUCAAGAAUAAGAGUACGCAUGAGAAGUCUCAACCACUCAACAUUGUGAUAAAGCUAAUUGAGGCUAACAACCAGCCUUCCAUCAAGAUUAGCGAUAAUAUUGGAAAAAAUAUGGGAGUGCCGGAAGUAGUCCAACGAGUAAAGAAGGAAUUGGGCUACCAAGAGAAAGAGUGGGCCGAUGGUGAUGAGGCCCAUAGGUGGUAA
Messenger RNA from Candidozyma auris, 1254 nucleotides. It is a transcript of the gene NPT1, whose product is annotated as nicotinate phosphoribosyltransferase. Gene Ontology annotation, molecular function: nicotinate phosphoribosyltransferase activity. The record is from RefSeq and is a predicted model, not a curated record. Gene Ontology annotation, biological process: NAD+ biosynthetic process. NCBI's taxonomy places the organism in Eukaryota, Fungi, Ascomycota, Pichiomycetes, Serinales, Metschnikowiaceae. Bases 1 to 1254 code for a protein of 417 amino acids. The transcript has a single exon.